This is a messenger RNA of Pocillopora verrucosa, 1815 nucleotides long. The record is from RefSeq and is a predicted model, not a curated record. Lineage: Eukaryota; Metazoa; Cnidaria; Anthozoa; Scleractinia; Pocilloporidae.
CCUUCAUUACCAGAGGGAGAAAGAGCAAGUGAGAAUUUCAUGUCCAUUCUGGAAAAACAGAGUCUGGUAUUCCUUUUCCCUCUCCUUCACAUCCAAGCUGAUCUUUAUUCCAAAAUCGAAGAAGAUCCCACUGUCACUGCUAUCUACAAAUGGGUCAAGGAUAACGUCGAGUCGUCGUGGCACACCAAUCCGGAAUUUAUUAAUGUGCUUGCCACUUGCUUGUUAAAAUACGCCACCAAGGACAGUACCCUAAGUGAGGGCCUGGACCCUACACAGGCCCCAGAAAAGGACUGGAUGGAGAAAGAGAAGGCGGCCAUGAAGAAAUUACUUCCUUUGGUGGAGAAGUUUGUUCACGAGAAAAGCGAAUUGCAAGUCAGCGUAUUGUAUGCACUGCAAGUAUUUUGUCACAACCACAGUUUUCCAAAAGGUAUGUUGCUGCGCAUGUUUGUGUUGUUGUACGAUACAGAAGUUGUGGAGGAGGACGCGUUUUUGAGGUGGAAAGAAGAUGUGAGUGAGAAGCAUCCCGGCAAAGGAAAAGCUCUCUUUCAGGUUAACUCGUGGCUGACUUGGCUGGAAACCGCUGACGAAGAAGGAACAGACUCUGAACCCGAGUAACCAGGCUACAUCCAUGUUUUGAUGGAAGCCUAAGUUGUGCAGAGAAGUGCAUUCAGAGUGAAUCUCUCCCGAAAAUAAGACGCUAGCAAGAAAAAUUGAAGUAUAAAAAUAGAAAAAAUUGAAAAAUUGAAAGAAAUGCGUGAAGAAUGCACUGAAUAGAACUUUAAACUCAUCGCUUUGUGUUCCAAACUGAGGUAAUUCUCAGUGUAGCAUGUAAUAGUCUUGUAACCGCGCGCAGUUCUGCUCUAGUUUUAUUUAGUUUGGUCUCUUAGUGUUAAUUACCCGGACUAAGAUAUUUUGUACAAAUGUGUCGCCAGUAAACGCUGUAUGAUUUGGUAAAAGCUGAAAAGUGUGACAAGGGAAACUCUAAUGCGAAUAGCUGAAGUAAUAUUUCCCUGGAAAUCAGGAGCUUAAAAUUGUUCGCUUAAUGUAAUGAUUUUCAGAUUGCACAUCAAUCAGCAAUGGUUAGAGUAACUGUAAUUUUUUUCGGUAUAAUUUGUGUAGAUUUUUAAAAUUUGUUUGCGUAUUUGUUUGGUUCUUUUUUUUUUUUUUUGCGGAAAUAUAAAUCUUAGGUAGUAUUGUGUUCACACUGCUUGAAUCCCCUUGCAUCUUUCACAGUGAACACCGACAAGACAUUUGCAGAGUGCUGGUAAUUCUGACUUAAUAGUAUGUUAAAAGAAAUAUCCUUUACCCGGCAUGAGCCAUGCAACAAGGAAUCUAUUUGCUCUCGAAUUUGAUGACCAUUUUUCCUUCAGUGAUCUUGUCUUUCUCUCUUUUGUUUGUUUUGUUUAUUAACGAAAAGAAAGGAAAUCUUUUGAAAAUCCCUGGCUCUUAAAACACGCCUCUUAGCCUGCCGGUACGCCCUCAUUAUCAGGGCUGCUGAACGCACGGUUAUCCGCCCGCGGGAUCGUUUGAGACGUGCUAGGGAGAUGUUUGACGGGGUCUGGCACUAAUUAUUAUCAGUGAUAGACCUCUGCAGACAUCUCGCGGGCAGGCGUUGUUCAAGGCGUCAUAUUUUCCUGCGGGCGAAGGAACACUCGUGCUGAAGCGCUGGUAAUGAGGGCCAGCUCACAGACUGCACCCUUUUAGCGAACAACCACUCAACUCAAUCUAGCCCCGCUGCCUGAUAUUAGUAGCAUAGAAUUCCUUUUCGGCCUUUUAAUGUAAUAAGUGAGGAAAUAAAAUAUUGUCUAGUGUAAA